GUGCUGGUCAAUAAUUUACCUUGGAAUAAUUUGAACCAGAUCUCUUCAACCUAUUUUUUUCAUUCAACCUUUCCAUAAUCUCACUCCCGAGAUUUUCAACAGACUUACAGUCUGUCACCCUAAAACACAUCAAUAGAUUAAUUUUGAACUGUUAAAUAUAUAUAAUAUUGACAAAUUAACUAAUUUUUUAUAAGCCCAAAACAAAGCUGUCUAAAACACUGCUACACCACUUAAAUAAUACCCUACAUACUAACUAUCUAUACUAAAGCAUAAACUACGUUUAAAAUAACCAAAAUAACACUGAAAAGAAAGAAAAAUAAUGAAAAAUAAGCCUACCAAGUGUCCCCAGGCAUCUUGAAAUAUUAUUUCGUAUACCCAGUAAUUAAACAGGAAGCAACAUUACGAGAGUUCACGACUUGUCAACGAUCAUCUACGACAACAGAAACUGACGACUACUUCCGGUACGUUUUUUCGUAAACAAAAUGGCCGCUUUUUGAAGAAUUAAUUUUUCAUAUGCACCACAAAAAAGAGUAAAAUUUAAUACUUCUUGUUCAAUGAUUACGGUUUUUUAAAUUGGAUAGUAUACGUAAGGGAUUAAUGUACCCUUCUGUGAAAUUUCAGCGUGCUUCGGCUAAUUUGGAAAGUUUUACAGCGGUCAGGAAAUGUGACACUUCACAAAAGUUACAAAACGAAAAUGGGCAUUUUUCUGGAGCAGAAGCAAGAGAAUUUUAUGAAAGUUUACUUAAAGAAAGUAUUGAGACUUGUUCAAAGCGUGACUCUAGGCGUAGUAAAAGGGGAGACAAUGUAGAAAGUACUGUGAAAAAUAUUUCUAAAACCAAAAAAGUCGGUGCAAAUGUGAAUAGAAAGCCUAUAAAUGUAGAUUUUAAGAGUAUAAAAAGCCCAUGUUCUAAUACAAGGCAAGAAAAUCUAUUUCUUAAAAUGGCACAAGAUGGGGAUGUUGAUGGACUACGCAGGUUUAUUAGGGAUAAUAAGGUUAAUAUUGAUGCAACAGAUCCAUUUGGUUGGACAGCUUUAAUGUGUGCGGCAAAAAGUGGCCAUAGAACAUGUGUUACGUUACUGCUGAGGGAAGGGGCUGAUGCCAAAUUGACAAACAAUCAAGGUCAAACUGCUAUGGAUAUCGCCAAAAAGUCUGGAAUCCGAGAUGUGUUUGACUGCCGUAGAAGAUCAGCACAGAAACAAAGAUCUGACGUUAGUUUGGAAUUUGCGUCUACCGUCGAACAGACGUGCGAUACUUGUAAGAUAAAGUUUUUUGGAUCAAAGCACGAGCAUGAUACGUCAACAGCACAUUUGUUCAACUGCCAGUAUAAGUCAGAAAGAACAUUCUAUCAUAUUCCUGAGGAUAAUAUUGGGUUUAAAUUGAUGAAACGGAAAGGAUGGGACAAAGAGAAAGGUGAGACAGAUGAAUAGAUUUAGAACAGACAGACAGAUGAGCAGAAGACAGACAGGUCAUACACAGAGAAGACAGAAUGACAGUGAAUGCAAAUACAUAUUAUGCAAAUACCAAACAUACAAAUAGAAAAUUGUUUGUAGAAGAUAAUCACAGAUAUGUGUAACACAUCAAUUCUCACAUGAAUUGAAUGUUCCAUUCAGCUCAGCCAAUAGACCUUUCCCCUUUUGAGUGAAAUUUUGAUCUGGACAAGUCUGGACAAAAAUUUCAUCACAGCUUGAAAGAGCACAAAAUUAGUAAUAUUCCGGAGUUUCGUUGCGAAAUGUUGUAUUAAAAUGUGGAUAAUAUAGCCUUGCGAAGUUUGCCGUUUUUCAGUCAUUUUGUAUUACAAAUGGAAAUUGAUAAUCAGUUUGAUCAUCUGAUUAUCAAUUUCACGUUUGUAAAGCAAAAUGACUGAAAAACGGCAAACUUCGCAAGGCUAUAUUGUCCGCAUUUUACAACGUUUCGCAACGAAAUUUCGCAAAGUUACAAAUUUUGUGAUGCUCUUUCAAGCUGUGAUGAAAUUUUUGUCCAGGCAUAUCUAGAUCAAAAUUUCACUCAUAAGGGGAAAGGUCUAUUAGUAGCAAUCAUUACUAUUAUCAAAAUGCAACAAGUGUUAAAUAGCCCACUCAGUCAUUCACCUUUAAUUAACAAGGCUUUUCUAGACAGGCACACAAAAUAAUGCCUAAAUUGGUUAACCCAUUAAAACCGCAAUGCACCCAAAUGCGCCCUACUUAAUUAUUUUCCUCUAACGCCAGACAAUUUCACUUGUCAGGGGAGAGUCUUGUCCAAUAAUUAAUGGUUAAACAUGAUUUGCAUAUCAGAUUGAAACUUGUCAAAUGCUCUACAAAAAUUAAAGUAGUUUCACAUGAGUGUAGACAAUGUUUUAUCUGCGACUGUUCAUUUUUACAUACAAACAACAGAACAUAAGACAGUAAGACACACAAACUUAUGUUUAACAAUUUUACUGAGAAUUCUACGUACUAGAUAAAACAUGAGCAGCCGAAGGCGAGAGUUUGUAUAUCAGAUACAGAUCGGAUGCGAAUGUUUUAUCAUACUUAAUACCCAUCUUAUGAGAUCAUUGGCGAAGUAAUUUUUAAAAUAAACAUUGUCUAAGCCGAGAAAAUCAAAGCUGAAGUUUAUGUAAAUCAGGACAAAUCUUUAUCCGAUUUACAAACAUUGAUUAAACAUUCAUUUCUUUUGUAUUUUCCUCGUGAAUUAUUUAUGAAUUUUUUAAUGUACAAUAGAACACGAUCAAAAUGUUAUAAAAAUGUCCAUAAAAUGUUAAAUGUGUGGCAUAGAAGAGGUGAAAUUUCUGCAUAAAUCCUGAAAAUAUUUAUUUUUACAUCGCCUUGUAGGUCUCGGUCCUGAAGGAACUGGGCGUAAAUUUCCUGUCAAGACAAUUCUGAAACAAGAUCGUCAAGGCUUGGGAAACAAAAGCAAGAAGAAAGCCAAGAUCACACAUUUCUCAGCGUGUGAUACGAGUGCCGUGGAAAGCACAAGGGCUGGAAUGUCAAGCAGAGGAUUCAGAGUUCCACGACAAACGUCGACGAAAAAACUUAUUCAAAAACAGGAGCGGGACAGAAAGUGGGAACACAAUUUGAGAGUUUAUAUGAAUACAGAAUGAAUAAAUAUUUAUUAUUUACAUUUAAAUGGUUGUAAAAUCAAGAAUAAUAUACAUUUAUUUACAGGUGGCUGUAUUUACAGUUGUAGUACACUGGAUAUUUAUAUAUACUAUACAUACAUUAUCAAUAUUGUAAUUAUUAUUGAAUUGUCUUAAGACUUAAGUAACUACCACAGACAAAAAAUUUUCUGAAAAUAUCAUUGUUAAAAGUUAAAAAUUUUCAACUUCAAAAUGUUUUGCAACAAAAUUUGUGUCGGCCAAUCACAUUUUAUAACAUUUUCUUCCUACAGAAAAUUCCAGGACCAUUAAUAACUUAAACAAAAAUUGUUCUCCUCUUAAAAAUCUACACCCCCAUUUCAUCUUGUAAGAUACCAAUCCCUUAAAAACGCAUCAUCUUGACGCUUGGACAACUCUAAUUCGAUGUGUGUGAAUGGCUCUCGCCAAUGUAGCAUAUAAACCACAUCUUCAUCCCUAACAACAGAUUUCACCCAAUCCAACAUCCGAUUACAGAAAUUCAAACAAACACUUCCGGCCCAUGUGUUCUGACUUUCCGCAACCGAGCUUGGCAUUUCCAGAGUAUUAAAUGUCUUGAGUUUCUUAACCACCCCAUCGUCGUUUCGAAAACCGCAAACAACUUUCGGAAUGCCAGCCAAAAAUGACUGAGCCCACCAUUUUAAAAGCUUAUACCUUUCAAAUGACCAUUGCAUACGGUCGUUCUCAACAAUCCUGCUCGUUUUCAGCUCAAUAUAGUUUAAAGGAGGGCUGGUGUUUUUAGAAUUAUUUCUAAUGCAACAGUCAACUUCUGCUCCAAAAACCAUAGAGUGUUUGUCAAGCCGGCAACGAACGACUGAACAAAAAGCUUCCGUGUUGUUUAUUGGCUCGUCGAUACCCUUACAUUUUGUCGGCUCCCUCGGACUUGUGACAUAGUCCUCAAACUUAUAACCCCAAUAACACAUCUGGUCCUGACGUUCUGAUUGGUUCAAUCUUCGUUGACGUGCCUCGGCUGUUUCCACUUCACUGAUGUAGAUUGUUCCUUUAUUUAAAGACACGGCCAUUUGCCACGGUUCUUUCCUCUCGUAUGGAGUGCACAGGAUUUUUGUCAUGUGACCUCGCCAUGUAACAAAGUCCGUAUGAAGGCU
Paramuricea clavata is the source of this 4210-nucleotide messenger RNA. NCBI's taxonomy places the organism in Eukaryota, Metazoa, Cnidaria, Anthozoa, Malacalcyonacea, Plexauridae. The record is from the annotation of a GenBank genome assembly.